Suricata suricatta (meerkat) is the source of this 2116-nucleotide messenger RNA. RefSeq names its product golgin B1 (gene GOLGB1). The coding region runs from base 113 to 1519 and encodes 468 amino acids. Lineage: Eukaryota; Metazoa; Chordata; Mammalia; Carnivora; Herpestidae. Gene Ontology annotation, cellular component: endoplasmic reticulum-Golgi intermediate compartment; Golgi apparatus; membrane. The record is from RefSeq and is a predicted model, not a curated record. The transcript has 11 exons.
UCCCUUGACGGGGCGCGGCGGUGGUAGGUGUCGCGUACGGGAUUCCCGAGCUGACGUGGCUUAAAUUUGGGAGGGGGGCAGCUGGCGCCUCCGGCCGCAGCCUCUUCCAGAAAUGCUGAGUCGAUUGUCAGGAUUAGCCAAUGUUGUUUUGCAUGAACUAUCAGGAGAUGAUACUGAUCAGAACAUGAGGGCUUCCCUAGACCCUGCAUUACCCCAAGAAUCUGACAUGGAAUGUAACAGUAGUACACAAGAGGAUGUUCUGGAGCGCCUGGCUUAUGCUGAGCAGUUGGUGGUGGAGCUUAAAGAAAUCAUUAGACAGAAGGACCUUCAACUGCAACAAAAGGAUGAAGUUCUACAGGAAGAAAGAAAAGCUGCUGAGAAUAAAAUAAAGAAACUAAAACUUCAUGCUAAAGCCAAAUUAACUUCUUUGAAUAAACAUAUAGAAGAAAUGAAGGCACAAGGAGGGACUGUCAUGCCUACAGAACCUCAGUCAGAGGAGCAGCUCUCCAAGCAUGAAAAGAGUUCUACAGAGGAAGAGACAGAAGUAGAAAAGAUAAAACAUAAACUCCAGGAGAAGGAAGAACUAAUUGGCCGUUUGCAAACCCAACUUACCCAGACACAGGCAGAGCAAGCUACACAGCGUUCAACAGAGGAGGAAGAAUUUUUGAUGAUGAAACAACAGCUCCAAGAGAAGGAAGAACUCAUUAGCACUCUGAAAGCCCAGCUCUGUCAGACGCAGGCAGAGCAAGCUGCUCAGUUGAGUUCCAUGCAGCAGGUGGUCCGAGAGAAAGAUGCCCGCUUUGAAACACAAGUUCGUCUUCAUGAAGAUGAGCUUCUUCAGUUAGUAACCCAGGCAGAUGUGGAAACAGAGAUGCAACAGAAAUUAAGGGUGCUGCAGAGGAAGCUUGAAGAGCAUGAGGAAGCCUUACUGGGGCGUGCUCAGGUCGUGGACUUGCUACAACAGGAGCUGACUACUACUGAACAGAAAAACCAGAUUCUCUCUCAGCAGUUACAGCAGAUGGAAGCUGAGCAUAACACCUUAAGGAACACUGUGGAAACAGAAAGGCAGGAGUCCGGAAUUCUGAUGGAAAAGAUGAAACUUGAGGUGGCAGAGAGAAAACUAUCUUUCCAUAACCUUCAGGAAGAAAUGCAUCAUCUUCUGGAACAGCUUGAGCAAGCAGGUCAAGCCCAGGCUGAACUACAGUCCCGGUACAGUGCUUUGGAGCAGAAGCACAAAGCAGAAAUGGAAGAGAAGAUCUCUCACAUUUUGAAUCUUCAGAAGACUGAGCAAGAACUACAUUCUGCCUGUAAUGCUUUAAAGGAGGAAAAUUCAAAGCUUCUCCAAGAUAAGAGUGAACAGGCAAUUCAUUCAGCCCAGACUAUUCAACAACUGGAAGAUCAAGUCCAAUUUCUAAGCAGACCAACCUUGCAAAAACAUGAAACAGCAUCUCAGACUUCUUUCCCAGAUAUUUAUACCGAGGAUACACAGAAGCUUUAUGGUUUUAGCCUUCCCAGUUAAGUCUCUGAACUUCAAAAUUUUUGUGUGUAGUGUAAGGUAAGGGUCAAGGCUUAUUUUUUUCCCCAUAUAUAUGGAUGUCCAGUUGUUUCAGCACUAUUUCUUGAAAAGACUUUACUUUCCUCAUUGGAUUUCUUUGGUGCAUUUGUUGAAAAUCAAAUGAUUACUAGGUCCAUUUUCGAACUUUCUAUUCUGUUAUAUUGAUUUAUUUAUUAGUCCUUAUGCCAGUAUCACAUUGUCUUUACUACUGUAGAGUGUAGUUAGUCUUCAAGUCAAGUAGUAUAAGUCUUUUGAUUUUGUUCUUCUAUUCAAGAUUGCUUUAUUACAGGUGCAUUUCCACAGAAGGUGUACCGUCUGCAUUCUCAAAUUGUAUUUUUAAAAAAAAAUGAAGGAAAGCUCGGUGGGAUUUUGGGUCGGCACUGUGUUGAAUCUACAGAUCAAUCUAGGGAGAAUCAACAUCUUAACACUACCGGACUUAUUAACCCAUGAGCAAAUGUAGUACAUCUUCCCACUUGCUUGUACCUUCUUUAGUUUCCUUCAGUGAUGCUUUGUAGUUUUCAUUGGAGGGACUAUGCACAAUUAAAAGUUUAUUCCAAAGUA